Strongylocentrotus purpuratus (purple sea urchin) is the source of this 3672-nucleotide messenger RNA. RefSeq lists its product as uncharacterized. Lineage: Eukaryota; Metazoa; Echinodermata; Echinoidea; Camarodonta; Strongylocentrotidae. The transcript has 15 exons. The record is from RefSeq and is a predicted model, not a curated record. Gene Ontology annotation, biological process: signal transduction. The coding region runs from base 512 to 3112 and encodes 866 amino acids.
AGGGAAGAAGAAAAGCUUACUAGUAAUUUAUUUGAUCGAUUGAGAGAGAGAUAGAGGAGGAGGAAAAAAUCAGAGAGAAAGAAAAUGAUUAUGAUCAGCUUGGAAGCCAGACUAUGAAAGGAAAGGUAUUUCAUCUAAAUACAGCUCGCUGGAUGUGUACAAUCAUGGAUGAGUCAACAUGGCAUAUGGAUGAGUGCAUUCUAAAAAAAGGAAGAAGGAAACCCUGCGUUUGACCUGGACAAACUGCAUAAUGACAUGUAACUACAGCCCAGGUACUGGUAAUAGCAGUUUCAGUGUGGAAAUUAAUGCCAAGCCUGACCUGAGGCAAAAGCUGCAAGUAUUUUGGAGAUAUGGUUUUGAUUCUACACUCUACAGAUCUAACUAUCAUAUGUGGUUGCCGAAUACUGAUCUUGUGGAAUCGCAAUAUAUAUGACACCUUUACUCUUAUGAAAACCUCAUAAAUCUACUACGUACCCCAUCUUGAAAACAGCGGUUGGUGCUCCAGAGUAUCAUGGAUCAGAGUAUAUUACGAGGCAGGAGAAAGAACCCUACACCACUGGUCACCUGUGAGGAUGGUCAAGCAUCCAGGGAUGAUGAUGGGCCCAUCCCGGGGCUACUGGUCAAGGAUACACUGACCGUUGUGACACCAAGUGGAGAGUGUAAGAUUGAACUGUGCCUCGGAGACAUCACCAAGCUUCCUCAAAAGGACAAGGUGGACGUCCUACUCAUCUCAGCGUAUGGAGGUUGCUAUAGUAAAGGCGUUGGGGUGAUAGGCGCCCUCUACAGGCAAAGGGACAUCGAUGUGUAUCAGCUGGCCAGGACUCACAAGGAAGAGGACCUUCAAGAUCUCUACUCCUGCUGGUGGACCAAACCUCUCCCAAACCACCUACCUUACAAGAGACUGCUCUGCUUUGAGACCAGGGGCAGUACAGUAUUCUCUGGAGCAUCGAGCUAUGAUCCGAACAGGGGGGCAAAAGGACGCCCCUCUGAGUUGGUAUCCCAUGCAUUUCGGUGUCUGGUUCCUAUACUCAACAAUCAAGACGGGACUGUCAUCACACCCCUACUCAAUUCCGGGAGUCAGGGUUGUGACGAGUGCGAGAUGCUGCAAGGGAUGGUGGAAAACGCUGUCAACUGGAUGAAAGCUGGCCUUCCUCUCCGUCUCCUAAAGAUUGUGAUCUACUCGACGGUGCUGAGUAGAACCACUGCAUCUAUGAUCCUCCAGAGGGGAGAUGGUUCUCAGAUCCUCACGCUCUUCUCUCAACUCAAAGAGAGACUGGAAACAAAGAGCCCCAUUCCAAAGGAAGUGAAGCUAGACUAUGAUAUCUACAUGUCCUUCAGUCCCAAGGACCAGUCCUCCGUAGACCACAUCCAGACCGCUCUACGGACCAUCAAACCAGACAUCCGCAUCUACCUAUCAAACCAGAAGCUUGACGAGGACGCCAUAUGGCAGAACGACAUCUACGCAGUCAUGACCAAAAGUGCCAGGGUCAUCACAGUUUUAAGUCCAAACUACCUCAGCUCACCAGACUGCCUGGAGCAGUACAAUAUUGCCCUCUGCUGCAACAGACAAUCCUACAGAGAUAUCUUAGCUCCACUCUACAUAGCAACCGUUACCUUGCCAACAUACAUGGGCUUAGUCCAGUACUCUGACUGUAGAUCUGAUCCUGAAGUACAAAUCUCCAACACCUGUAAGCAGCUCAUAAAAGCUCUGCCACUCUCUACCCAGGACGAUAGCUCAGGUAAUGGUACGACCACCAGCACACCGGUGGAAGAGGAGGAGGAUCCCUUCUGCUAUGAUGUCUUUGUCUCCUACUCCCACUGUGACUCAGAGGCUGCUACCCACAUUGUGGGUGUGCUCAAGGAGCUGGACCCGAGCUUGAGGAUCUUCUACGAUAUCCAGGAGCUCAAGACAGGUCAUGCAUGGCAGCAGACCCUAUACCACUCCAUAGAUGGUUCCAGAUCUAUGCUUGCCAUACUCUCUAAUAACUACCUCAGAUCAGCUGUGUGCCAGGAGGAAUAUAGCCUUGCUCAGAUGAAACACUUGGCUCAGGACAAGCUGAAGCUCAUACCACUGUGUAUAGAAAACCUAGAGAAAGAAGAAUGCUCAUUCUCAGAAGUUACCAUGGUAACAGCCACACCCGAUGUCUUCCAAGAUGCUGUUGCUACAGCCUGCAGCAGUCUUGUGUCAUGGCUGCAUGGGAAGGCUGAUACCAAGGCAGAUUCUGUGGAAGGACUCUCUCAUCUCCUUGCAGGAGCUGCAGUCUCAGAUCGACUGAACAUAGAAAACCUGAUGGAAGAUCACCGGAAGAAGAUCCUCAAGAACGAAUACAACACGAUCUCACUGCCUCUCAAGGAUGUGUUCCCUCCUAAGUGCUUCAUCUCCGAGCACGACCAAGACAAGGUCAAAUACCGGGAGGUGACGGGGGAGGUACUCCUCAGCUUCCACCCGCACGACGAGAAGUUUGCGCUCUCCUUCAAGAGCCUCUUGGAAUGGACGGCGCCCAAGGUGGUUGUCCUAGUCGAUGCGUCCAGCGACCAAGAGCGUCUUCGUCAGCUGGAUAAUGCAAGGCACAUCGUGGCGUUCCUGUCGCCUCACUACGUGGAGUCGCCCAAGCAUGUGGAGGAGUUCCACGUGGCUCUGUGGAGACAGAGGGUCAGUCCUAUCCAGGCACCUCUGCUACUCCCAGUCAAGGUUCUGAAGUUAGCCUGGAAACCCACCUACUUCCAGCUGGUGGGUAGCGUUAUCGACCUGUGGGAUGCCAUGUGGCCCUCCCUGGCUCUCAACAUACCCCGGACCGGAUGGCUGCGACACGAGGAGCUCAUGGUCUCCAACAGUACCUCCCUUGCUCUGAUGGAGCUGGCUAGGAUCACCCUGGAGCUCAUACAGACUGCAAAGAAUUUACCUGAGGAGAAAGAGCUCAAAGUUAGACCGGCGCUUCUCAACCCAGUCCAAGUCAAGGCAGAGAUUCUGGCCCUGGUCCAAGCUACCAAGAAUCAUAGGACUAGGGGUCACAGGUCAGGUGAUAGCGCCCUCAUGGACUGUUCUUGUAUAGUGUGUCGGCGGACGCAGAAACUCCUCAGAAAACACUCAGAUGUCAACCUGACCGGAUGAGCAGUGUGAAAAUGAUAGCGAUUCUAAGGAGCAGAUUUAUUUUAUUUGAAGCAAUGUAUCUCUCUACAUUAGACAUAGAUUUGUAGGAGUGUCUUCUUUCAAAACUUGAAAUAGUUCACAGCAAUAAGCCCUAAUUGUAGAUAUCUUCAUAUUUGUAGAUAUAGUUUCAUAACCAAAGUUUUUUAUGUAUCAUGUUGUCUUUCAUCUUAAAAAAAGAACCUGAUCCCAGCUGACUGACUUGCCACAUUUGUAAUUUUAAGUGUGAGGUUUGUUCCCCUUUGUAGGCCUUCAUCAAGGGCGAACAGUUAGUGUCAGUAUCCUGUAAAGUACACUAAAUAGUCUUUUACAUCAUGCAAUAAGAGAAGUUAUAAUUGAAGAAAAAAAUGUUAAUUAUUGUUUAUAUCAUGGGAUUGAAUAGUACAGGAAUGCAUUCCUGCAAUUAUGGAAAGGAAAUAUAGCAAUCGUUAAAUGUAUAUUCGUAAUACCUCAUGAACCGAAAAUAUGUAUGCAAUUUUUAAAAAUUAAAAUGUGUCAAUAAAUGAUAUUUGAUUUACAAAUAA